This is a messenger RNA of Chenopodium quinoa (quinoa), 1187 nucleotides long. Its product is annotated as RING-H2 finger protein ATL52-like. Gene Ontology annotation, biological process: protein ubiquitination. Lineage: Eukaryota; Viridiplantae; Streptophyta; Magnoliopsida; Caryophyllales; Amaranthaceae. The coding region runs from base 459 to 995 and encodes 178 amino acids. The transcript has a single exon. The record is from RefSeq and is a predicted model, not a curated record.
AAUUAUUCACUAAAUGUCCCUCCAAACUAAGUAUCUUAGAUUUGCCUCUGUCCGACCAUUUGAUCCCAAUAAAAAUUCAGAAAUUACAAUUUCAUCCUACUAAAUAUAUUUGUAUUUUUUUUCCGAAUCCUCACUAGGGGAACCUCUAAGAGGUCCCUGAAACAAAAAACAGAUCUAGUUCAUACCCUUUCUAUUUACAAAAUAAAUUCACAACAACCUAAACAAAAUAAAAAUUAAUGUCAGCCGUCCUUGUUUGGUAGCACAUAUAGCAAAUAAAGCUUUGUCCUCACUUCCAUGAUGAUUCUACAGUCUUUGGAAACCGCAAAUCAAAUCAAACAAAAUUUCCUUAAACUCUACUUUAACAACCCCUUCAUAUAACAUCAACCUGCAGAAUAUUUUUAAUGAAUCUUUACUUGUUAAACAAAAAAUAACCCAGAAAACAAAACCAACAAAAUAAAAUGAGUGAUCCAUCACACUAUCAUAUAGAACCUCCAUCACUAGGCGAGCAACAGCCCGCUCACUACAAUCUGAGCAUGUUAUACUGCGGAUUCUUCGUCGUCGUGACUGCAGGACUUAUCUUAGCUAUCUAUCAUUGUUUAGCACUUAACUGGUGCACUGACAACCCGUCCUCUUCUUGGUCAAGAAACAGGGAAGUUGUCGGAACUGCUCGGAAGCAGUUCAAUGGUCGGAAAAUUGUGGAGUUGGAUUCAACUCUAUAUAAGUACAAAAGUAGUCAAUCAGAAGAAGGUGACAGUAGUUGUUAUGAAGAGUGUGUAGUGUGUUUGUCAGUGUUUGAAGAAGGGGAAGAUGUUAGGGAGUUGGUUAGAUGUAAGCACUCUUUUCAUGCUCCUUGUAUUGAUAUGUGGCUAUAUUCGCAUUUUGAUUGUCCGCUUUGUCGAGCACCGGUGGGUGAUUGUGGUGGUCGAAACAUCGGUGUUGCUCGGUCUGAGAAUUCAGGUGCAGGUUUAUCAGAUUCAGGUUUACUUCCUGUAUAAUUAUAGAUGUCUUGGUUUCUUCUUUUAUGUGCUUAAGUUUAGUUUUGAUUUUAUUCUAGAUAUCUAAUUAUCUCUUGGUGUUGUCUUAGUUUUUAUAAAGAAUGUUCAAAGUAGACAAGUAGUGUUGUCAUUAAGCCAUAUACUUCAAUUAUACAAACUCGGAAAAUUAUGGAUGAAUUUGAAGUCCUUCUA